Exophiala xenobiotica is the source of this 3063-nucleotide messenger RNA. RefSeq lists its product as uncharacterized. The transcript is spliced from 3 exons. The record is from RefSeq and is a predicted model, not a curated record. Lineage: Eukaryota; Fungi; Ascomycota; Eurotiomycetes; Chaetothyriales; Herpotrichiellaceae. Gene Ontology annotation, cellular component: catalytic step 2 spliceosome; U4/U6 x U5 tri-snRNP complex. Gene Ontology annotation, molecular function: protein binding. Bases 787 to 2964 code for a protein of 725 amino acids. Gene Ontology annotation, biological process: mRNA splicing, via spliceosome; spliceosomal tri-snRNP complex assembly.
UACUCCAUACGGUACUUUCAGAGUACCUCAGAGUAUUCUUCCCAAUUGAUGACUUUAUUUCCAACAGUCCGCCAGUACUGACACGCCCAUCAUGGCGUCGCGACGAGAUUUCCUAAGUCAGGCGGCCCCGGAAAAUUAUGUCGCAGGUCUGGGACGAGGCGCGACCGGCUUCACAACUCGAUCCGAUCUUGGUCCUGCUCGAGAAGGGCCUAGCGCAGAACAGAUACAGGAAGCACUCGCGAAGAGAGCGGCACAGUUGGGCGCCGCGCCUCCAACAGCCUACGGUGCCACCGGCAAGAAGCCAGAAGAACAAGAAGAGGACGAUGAGCGGUUCCAAGAUCCCGACAACGAGACCGGGCUGUUCGCCUUCGGACACUACGACAGAGAUGAUGAUGAGGCGGACAGAAUAUACCAGGAAGUUGAAGAGAAGAUGGAAAGACGGCGGAAAGCACAAAGAUUACCGACGUAAAUCCUUCGCGGUCCUCUAGGGAAGCACGAGAACGAGAAGAAAUCGAAGAAUACAAUCGAAAGAACCCCAAUAUAUCGGAACAAUUCGCAGACCUAAAGAGACCUCUAGCCACGAUAACCGAUGAUGAAUGGGCAAACCUACCGGAUCCUGGCGAUCUGACGGGCAAGAACCGAAGAUCGAAACAGAACCUGAGGCAACGGUUCUACGCCGUUCCCGACAGUGUAUUGGCCGGCGCGAGGGAUUCGACGGAACUUCAAACGACUGUUCAAGAUGAAGGGGCGGACCCUGGUGUAAGUGCCGACAACAGAGAUGGGACGAUGACGAACUUCGCGGCUAUUGGUGUUGCAAGAGACAAAGUCCUCAAAGCCAGGUUGGAUCGAGCUGCGCAGGCAGAUGCGGGAACGGGAUCAGCAACGGCGAUUGACACCAAAGGAUACUUGACCAGCCUCAACACUGCAGAAUUCAAGGCUUCAGAACUAGCGGUCGGAGACGUCAAGCGGGUCAGAGUCUUGUUGGAGUCAGUAAUCAAGACAAAUCCUAAGCAUGCUCCUGGUUGGAUUGCUAUUGCACGGUUGGACGAAUUAGCUGGAAAGAUCGUGUCCGCCCGGAAACUCAUAGCUCAAGGCUGUGAGCAAUGUCCCAAGAGCGAAGAUGCCUGGCUGGAGAAUAUCCGAAUGAAUGACAACCACAAUGCGAAGAUUGUUGCUGCCAACGCAAUCAAGAACAAUGAGCGCUCGACGAGGUUGUGGAUCGAAGCUAUGAAGCUGGAAUCGGAACCUCGAGCAAAGAAGCGAGUCUUACGACAAGCAAUCGAUCAUAUUCCUCAAUCUGUUGCCAUCUGGAAGGAAGCAGUCAACCUGGAAGAAGAUCCGGAAGACGCAAAGUUACUGCUUGCCAAAGCCACCGAGAUCAUCCCUUUGUCUGUCGAAUUAUGGCUUGCCCUGGCUAGACUAGAAACUCCCGAAAAUGCACAAGCGGUCCUCAAUAAAGCCAGGAAGGCUGUACCGACAAGUCACGAAAUCUGGAUCGCUGCAGCACGAUUACAAGAACAGAUUGGCAAUGCGACCAAGGUCAAUAUCAUGAAUCGUGCGGUCAAGGCGCUUGUCAAGGAAGGUGCUAUGCUCAAGCGUGAGGAAUGGAUCGCCGAAGCCGAGAAGUGCGAAGCAGAGGGUGCUGUAUUGACCUGCGGCGCCAUCAUUCGAGAGACACUUGGAUACGGUCUUGAUGAGGACGACGAUCGGAAAGAAAUAUUCAAGGACGAUGCAAAGGCUAGUAUGAGCCGAGAACGGUUUGAAACAGCUCGAGCUAUAUAUGCAUAUGCUUUGCGUAUCUUUCCCACUAGCACAUCGUUAUGGCUCGAAGCUGCUGAUCUUGAGAGACAUCACGGUACCAAAGAAGCGCUCUGGCAAGUCUUGGAGAAAGCUGUCGAGGCUUGCCCACAGUCUGAAAACUUUUGGCUACAGCUUGCUCGAGAGAAGUGGUAUGCUGGGAACGUCGACGAUGCUCGUCGCGUGCUCGGCAGAGCCUUCAAUCAGAAUCCUAAGUCCGAAGAAAUUUGGCUUGCAGCUGUCAAACUGGAAGCAGACGCCAAACAGGUCGAUCAGGCCAGGGAUCUUCUUGCCACCGCACGACAAGAAGCCGCCACUGAGCGUGUCUGGUACAAGAGUGCCGCAUACGAGCGUCAACUGGGUAAUAUUGAUGUGGCGCUUGAUUUGGUCCUCCAAGGUCUUACUUCUACCGUGGUCGACAAGAAAGAGACACGCUUCCCUCGCAGUGCCAAGCUAUGGAUGAUCAAAGGUCAAAUCUACGAGGACAAAGGUAUGAUACCUCAAGCUCGAGAGGCAUAUUCUCAGGGUACGAGGGCUUGUCCAAAAUCAGUCCCUCUAUGGCUUCUUGCUUCACGACUCGAAGAGAAAGCAGGCAUCAUCAUCAAAGCGAGAUCAGUCCUUGACAGGGCGCGACUGCAAAAUCCGAAGAAUCCGGAAUUGUGGGUGGAGAGUAUCCGAGUUGAGCUGCACGCCAAGCCACCGAAUGUUCAACAAGCGAAGAUAUUAAUGUCCAAAGCACUACAAGAAUGUCCCAAAUCAGGCCUGCUAUUGUCGGAGAACAUCUGGAGUCUACAACCUAGAACUCAACGCAAGCCAUUGGCAUUAGAGGCGAUCAAAGCUGUCGACAAUGACCCGAUUCUAUUCGUCACCAUCGCGCGAAUAUUCUGGAGCGAGCGGAGAUUGGACAAGGCUAUGAGCUGGUUUGAGAAGGCCAUUGUGCUCGAUCCCGAUCUGGGAGACACGUGGGCGUGGUAUUUGAAGUUUGUGAUGCAACAUGGUACUGAUGAGAAACGUGAAGACGUCAUAUCGAAGUGCGUAUCUGCCGAGCCCAAGCAUGGUGAAGUCUGGCAGAGAGUGCGGAAGGAUCCUAAGAAUGCGUAUCUGAGCACAAAGGAGGUCCUGAUGGAGGUGAUGAAGCAGCUGGAAACCAAGGAUGUUAUUGCUUAGAGGGAUACUGAGGAGCACAAACCUGGUCCGGCAGCCCGGUAUCCAGCCACUGAAAUCAAUAGCGUGUGAUCGAUCAGACUAAAUAUCCUGGUUGAGUGG